AUGACCGUACAACAAGGCUUAAGACGAGGGAUCCUGUGCCGUCGACGCGACUUGUUCAUUGCACGGAUUCCUCAAGGAUCACCACACCACGCCGGUAUUUCAGCUAAACGACUCGGCUGCUCAUCCCUGCCUUCCCAGGAAAGGCUUUCCCGGGUGACAUUUUCCACCAGAGAAGCUCUUUACACCUGCGGGGAGACUUUUAAAGCGCGCUCGGCCAGAGCAGCGCCGGCGCUCUCCCUCCCGACCUCUGAACCGGAGGGCGCUGGCAGCCCGCUCUCCCCACGCACACGCGGGCCGGUGGAGGCUUGCGGGACUCGGACGGCCCCCACCACCCACGGCCCCACGCUGCGUGACGGGCGGAGCUCGUCCCCUCGCCCUGCCGCUCCUUCCCUCAGCGACCCACCUCGCCCACUCGCAGCAGGACCUCGAGGCGCGCCCCUGGGAUCUCGAGGCCGAGCGGGAGCCCCACCGCCACCUCCGGCCACGCGCUGCUUUACCGUGUCGCACCGCAGCCGCCGGGGGGGGAAGGGGCGGGACACGCGUGGGACGGCUGCUCCGCCGCCGCCAAGCCCCCGAGCGGAACGGCGGGGGGAGGUCCCCGCCCCCGCGGGAGCCGCAGCUGCCCUCAGCGGGCGGCGCUUGCGGUCACACGCACCCACGGAUAUCACCAUCCCCCCCCCCCCCCGCAAGGGGCGGAGAGGAGCCGAGAGGAGCGGGCGAGGCGGCAGCGCGACCAGCACCCUCCCACACACACUCCCGCGGCGAGGGAAGCACCGCGGCCGCCAAGGUGGAGCUUUUAAAGCGCCCGCGCCCCUUCCGGGCCGCUCGGCCACGCGUGGGCGUGGCGUGCCCUCGCUGAGGGGAGGCCGCUGCGCGCGGGCGGCCGCGAGGGGGCGCUGGGGGGGGGCGAGGAGGAGCGUGAGGGGAUCCGCUGCCGCGGGCGGGCGCCGAGUGACCGGUAGGCGAGGGAACCGUUCUCUGCCGUGCCCGAACACUCUUAAACAGAAAAAAAAACCCAACCAAACCAAAAAAAAAAAUCCGUUUUUGAACGGAAAUCAUCUCUCGGCCUCGGUGGCAGAGCAGGAUGGUGACACAAAGCUGUGGGGAGCGGUUCGGCUGAGCGCUGGGGGAGCAGAGGAAUGAUUUUCAGAAGGAAUCUAUGCAGUGAAUAUGGCCAACCACUGAGCUGCCUGAUUCUACUACUUCAACUCUGUCCUUCAUCAGAUUAAGUUUUCUUCUUACUUCACUGAGCAGCAACAGCAAUCAUUACCAAGAAAACCUUUUUAACAACCUGGCCCCACCUGAGGAACUUGAUGCUCCACUUCAUACAGAGUGCUUGGUUCUCAGUCUCCUUGCAGAAAAAUAAUGGCUAUUAGGUGACAAGCUCUAACAGAAAAUCACCACCCAGACGUGUGAAACCAGUAACCUAGAAAAAUAUUCCUGCCUGUGCAAAUCUAGCUGAUCUGGUCUGUCAGGAGCAGUUUUGCAACUUAAACUUUGGUACUGAAAAGAUCUGUGCAUUCUUUGAUCUGAGAUGCCUGGGCUGAUGUGAGCUGUGCUGAUCUGUGUUGCUGCAUGAUGCAUGCCUGAAUCUGGUUCAAGCUGAUAAUGACCAAAGUGAUUACUGGAUGCGAAGAUCUGGAUCUUGCUUCCUAUACCUU
Messenger RNA from Tyto alba (common barn owl), 1661 nucleotides. Its product is annotated as translation initiation factor IF-2-like. The coding region runs from base 1 to 1143 and encodes 380 amino acids. The record is from RefSeq and is a predicted model, not a curated record. The transcript has 7 exons. Lineage: Eukaryota; Metazoa; Chordata; Aves; Strigiformes; Tytonidae.